GUGCUCCCACGUCCGUCGCGCGCCCACACGUAUGUACAUUACGCGCGCGUAUAUGUGACGUAAGCGUGUUCUCUUAUCCGGUCUCGUGCGUAGACGAAAAAAAUGCGUAAACGCGCGUUACGUGGGCGCCGUGCGCGUUCCUGACGUUCGCGAUUCCCGAAGGUGGUCGCGAUCGACGAGACCGACAAGCGGAUGGACGAUUCGCGUCGCGCGUGACGCGAUUUCGCAACGCGACAAAAUACGAUACCCCAAUUCUCGAGCGAGCAGCCAAUAGUGUGGUAGUGUGAUAAUAUAGUAGUACAGCUCGAUGACUCGUCGCAUCGGCCGAGUUUGUUCGUAGGUCGAGAUAAGCAGCAAGCGCGGGGGGACUGAAUGCGCGCAAGGAUCUCGCGUUUCGCGUUCGGUGGUUAUUGCGCUCCGUGGUUGUGUUCGCGCUCCGUUAAACGCGCGAAACCGUAGCAUCGCCGUCAGACACACGUCAACCGUUCUCUUUAGACCACGUUCGUCCUGUCCUCUAUGUGACAUCAACAAUGCUAAAGAAUCAACCACCGAUCGUUCAGGCGCUCCUCGGGACUCUGUUCACGUGGGCUCUAACAGCAGCCGGCGCCGCGCUCGUCAUCGUCAUUCGGGGGAAACAACGUAAGCUCCUCGAUGUCAGUCUGGGUUUCGCCGCGGGCGUGAUGGUGGCCGCGAGUUACUGGUCGUUGCUUGCACCAGCGAUCGAAAUGGCAACGGACAGCAAGACCUACGGAGAAGAGGGCGAAUACGCGUUUGUGCCGGUUGCAGUUGGGUUCAUCGUCGGCGCGGCAUUCGUUUACGGGACGGACGUGUUGAUAUCCACCCUCGGCAUUCAGUCCCCCAAUGUGCUUUUAGCUAUGCAGUCAGUCGGUACGAAAAAAAGACGCAAGAUCAUUGCGAAACUAAAGAGUGACGAGGACUUAGACAAUGAUUAUGAUUCGUUGCUUAACGACGUACAGAUUUCCAGUGGAAAAAUGUACACUCGCGUCGAAUCGACCACUAUCGACGGCUUCUACGAACAGAAUAGUAGGCGGCGACAAAUAGCGAAUAUAAACAGACCAACGGAAUCGGCGGAAAUCGGAACUGUUUACGAAGAUCCGAAUAACGAAGCGAACAACAACCAGUGGCGGAGAAUAUUGCUGCUAGUUGUUGCAAUCACGGUGCAUAAUAUUCCCGAGGGCCUUGCUGUUGGCGUAGGCUUCGGAGCAGUCGGCAGCAGUCCAUCGGCAACUUUUGAAAAUGCGAGAAAUCUCGCGAUCGGGAUUGGGAUACAGAAUUUUCCGGAAGGAUUGGCGGUGUCCCUGCCGCUCCAGGCCGCCGGGAUCAGCACGCUGAAGAGCUUCUGGUACGGCCAACUCUCGGGGAUGGUCGAGCCCGUCGCCGGCAUACUUGGCGCAGCCGGAGUGACGUAUGCUACACCUGCGCUACCUUAUGCACUUGCCUUCGCGGCCGGCGCGAUGAUCUACGUCGUGAUCGACGACAUCAUCCCGGAAGCGCAUCAAAGCGGAAACGGCAAACUCGCCAGCUGGGCCGCCAUCGUGGGUUUCCUGGUGAUGAUGUCCUUAGACGUUGGCCUAGGUUAAGGUCGUCCUGGACGUAGAGAGUCGCGGCGUAUUCUCACUUUUUGCGACGAGCUUGUCACAAAAAUUGCGACAAAGUUGUAAAAAACAAAAAAAAAACAAAAAAAAAAACAAAAAAAAACAAAAAGAAAAACCGAAUGCUUGCAAGUCGAGGGAAAAAGUUUAUUUCCGUUAUAUUCACGUGACAUUCAGUGAAUGGUGCGUUUUUCGACGAAAUCGAACAAUGAAUCCUGUGCUUUAGUGAUUACGAACAAUUCCGGCGUAUCCUGUUUUUUUUUUUUUUUUUUUUAUUCGCCGAAAUACACGGCGUCUAUCCUCGAAGACUCAGGAAAAUCGAACGGUAGUGAAAAUAUUAUACAUUAUAACGACCGUUUUCGAUUUGUUAAUAGGAUUAAUUAGACGUAUUUUUGUGAUUCCUGACAUUCAUCAAAGAACGAGACACGCGAUGUUUUUGUUUUCGUGCUAAAUUGUGUGUCGCGCAAUUAUUUUAUCCAAGUUUAACGUGAGACACGUUAUUGCAAAAUGAUUUUUAACUAACGUUAAGACACAUGUUUAUAUGUCUUAACAACAAAUUUUUGUCACAAAAUGUAGGAGCGUAAAUUUCGAUCCGUACAUUGAGAGAAAAAUGCGUUUUAAAUUAAGCAAAUAAAUUUUCGCGAAACUCUUAUUUUUCUUCUCUUCUUUUGAAGAAAUUGUCGCAAGAGAUUUUAGUAAAUAUUUUAUAAAAUUAAAAUAUAAAUAAAAACACAUAAAAAUAGUUGAUUAAAAUAAACAGACACUUCGAAUACAAGUAAAUACGUGACCAGUAGCCACCGAAUAACUAACUUUCUUGAUUAACAAUUUUCGAGAGAUAGUUUUUCCCUCAGUGUGAGUUUGGAUCAUCUUCAGCACACAUGUAAAGUCAAAAGGAGUUUUGAUAAGAUGUUGAUUUCUCGAGUUCGUGUUGGUAAAUCCAAACAAAAAAAGUUGCACACGCCUAUCGCGAAAGUUAAGUUGCAUAACUGCUUAAAGUACAAAGUUUCCAUAUUUCUAAAUAUAUAUAUAUUUAGCUUUCGUAGACUGCAUUUAUUUACACUUGAAAAAUGUCUUCCUGCAUCUAGUCAAUGCGAUUUUCGAGAUGUUAAACCGAGUUGACGGUAUGUGUGAACCGCAGGUUUAAAUUAAAGUAGUGUUAGAUUUGACCACAAAGUCCGAAAUUUGAGAUGUCAGGAUUCACCGAUAUACAAUUGCAAAUCGUCGUUGCAAUCACGAGGAAGAAAAACUAAUCAUCUAUAAUAUCAAUGGAUGAUAAAAUCAAUUAAAAAACGACGUGCAGCGUUGAAAAUGGGACCUCAACUAAAUUACGUUGAUCGAACGCGUCGAGAAAACGUUGUUGAUCAACGUCUCGCAUAAAGAUGACUACUUUUUAUUAUUAAAUAUAAAUUGUUUAAAUCGCUAUUUUAUCAUGUUUGUCAAGAAAUUUUGUUUAUUUUCGCAUGCGCGCGCGGAAUGAGUCGCUAUUUCGUUAUCGUAAUUUACCGAGCAAAUUUUCAACUUAAUUAAAGGACGCGGUUUGCCGUCGAAUUAUGCAAAUUCCAAUUUUAAGUCCCCCGUUUUAAAACGGAGCUCCUUCUCUCUCGAAGGAGAGCGUGCGAUGCGAGAAUUUUGUAACUUGCGGAGUGUCUCUCGUGUGUGCGCGUGUGAUAUACGGCGCGCAAUUGCCGACUUCGUUUCUCGUGCCUGGAAGCUAUAAACUUAUACGCAUAUUUAUUGCGUUACAAUGUAUCCUUUCUAAUCACAGAGCACGCAGCACGCGGUGCAAUUUUGUCUUUUUUUUCUUUUUUUUGUUUUUUUAUAGCGGACCCGACGUUUAUCUCGGAACACGGUAACGAGGUUGACCGCGCGUCAGCGUAAAACUAGACGUACGUUUCUCGUGAAAAUAAAUAUAAAAAAAAAAUACUGUCGUUUUACCAACUUAAAGUAAAUCAGAUGACGUUUGAGUCUCGACCUUCGAAAUUGUGUGUUUGUUUGUUUGUUUUUUUUUUUGCGACGAGUUGGACUAUUGGAGUUACAUAUCAAGCUUUGGACUUAACGAGUAAUUAUCUUUCGUUUUUAUCGCGCGUAUUUUGUUCGAAAAAACGAUCGGUAUGAAAUGAAAGGAUCAGUUAUUGAUAUCUAAUUCUCGACGCUGCACACUUGUGUAAGAUACUGUAUCCUAUUAUAGAAAGUAUAUUUUUUGAUACACACAAACACACACACACGUUCACACACGCAUACACACACACACACACACUGUGCCGAUAGAACCAUUAAAGUAUUAGCAAUCGCAUGUGAAUCGACGCUCACGUGCAAUGUUAUAAGACAUUAUGUACGUAAUAAUCCUCGUACUAAUUCUCGCAUUAAAUAAGUUCGUCUGGUCUCGUGAAUGUGUGUCGAGAAGCAUCUCUCGCGUGUCAUGUUUAU
This is a messenger RNA of Pseudomyrmex gracilis, 4040 nucleotides long. It is a transcript of the gene Zip48C, whose product is annotated as zinc transporter ZIP11. Gene Ontology annotation, molecular function: zinc ion transmembrane transporter activity. Gene Ontology annotation, cellular component: membrane. The record is from RefSeq and is a predicted model, not a curated record. The transcript is spliced from 6 exons. NCBI's taxonomy places the organism in Eukaryota, Metazoa, Arthropoda, Insecta, Hymenoptera, Formicidae. Gene Ontology annotation, biological process: zinc ion transmembrane transport. Bases 531 to 1601 code for a protein of 356 amino acids.